CAACUAACACACUGAGCCCCACCUGAAAUUCUAUGGCGGAUUUGUGUUUGCUUGCUUACUACCCGUGUUCCCACUCUAGAUUGUAAACUCCCUAGAAGGCAGAGACUGGUGUGUACCCAGGAGUGGAAGAAUGGCUGGCCCAUUUUAUGAAGGUCCUCAGUAAUUGCUGAAUGGAAUGACUGUAUGAUGCAUCACAUGUGAUUGUCUCUUUAGUAGAAGAUUAUCCAAAUUAUAUGAUAAUAAAUCUAGAUAAGCUGGAUUACUGUGCAAGCUUGAAGAAUCUUGAAACCAUUUCCAACAAGCAAAACUACAAAUUUAUACAGGGUGACAUAUGUGAUUCUCACUUUGUGAGACGACUUUUUGAAACAGAGAAAAUAGAUAUAGUACUACAUUUUGCUGCACAAACACAUGUAGAUCUUUCAUUUGUCCGUGCUUUUGAGUUUACAUAUGUUAAUGUUUAUGGGACUCACGUUCUAGUCAGUGCUGCUCAUGAAGCCGGAGUGGAAAAAUUUAUUUAUGUCAGCACAGAUGAAGUGUAUGGAGGUAGCCUUGACAAGGAAUUUGAUGAAUCAUCACCCAAACAACCUACAAAUCCGUAUGCGUCAUCCAAAGCAGCUGCUGAGUGUUUUGUGCAGUCUUACUGGGAGCGGUACCAGUUUCCAGCUGUCAUCACAAGAAGCAGUAAUGUUUAUGGACCACAUCAGUAUCCAGAGAAGGUUAUUCCAAAAUUUAUAUCUUUGCUUCAACACAACAGGAAAUGCUGCAUUCAUGGAUCAGGGCUUCAAACAAGGAAUUUCCUUUAUGCUACUGAUGUAGUAGAAGCAUUUCUCACUGUCCUCAAAAAAGGAAAACCAGGAGAAAUUUAUAACAUUGGAACCAAUUUUGAAAUGUCAGUUGUCCAGCUUGCCAAAGAACUAAUACAACUGAUCAAAGAGACCAAUUCAGAGUCUGAAAUGGAAAAUUGGGUUGAUUAUGUUAACGAUAGACCAACCAAUGACAUGAGAUAUCCAAUGAAGUCAGAAAAAAUACAUGGUUUAGGAUGGAGACCUAAAGUGCCUUGGGAAGAAGGAAUAAAGAAAACAAUUGACUGGUACAGAGAGAAUUUUCAUAACUGGAAAAAUGCGGAAAAGGCAUUAGAACCCUUUCCAGUACAACCACCAUUUAUAUAACCAGGACAGUUUCCAGAUAAAGAAGAAAAUUAUCCUACCUCGACAAAUGAUAGCAAAUCAGGUGACCAAAUGAAGUGUCCUCUCUGCUCUGGAAUUAGAUUCAUGACUUUGUGUGUAAAAGUCUAGUGCAAAACGCUCUAGUCUUUGGAAGAGUUUCAGUGUUGGCACACGAUUUCAUUAUCAAAAUUCUUUCAGAAAUUUUUUUCUCCUAGAAAUUAAGAAGAAGUAGACAAAGAAAGACUGUCCCAAGGCAUGGGCCAGAAGUAGUUGUCUCCUGUUCUGAGAACAAAGACAGGAUAUGGUGCUGGGCAGAUGGCCGUGAACUCAGUGGGCUUCCCAACCAUUCCCAGGACCUGGAGAAUCAAGUUUCCAUUUGUAGGCAAUAUAGAAUGAGUUUCACACCCUAAUUUACUCUUUUUUUUUUUUUUUUUUAAA
Lepus europaeus (European hare) is the source of this 1604-nucleotide messenger RNA. RefSeq names its product TDP-glucose 4,6-dehydratase (gene TGDS). Gene Ontology annotation, biological process: nucleotide-sugar metabolic process. Lineage: Eukaryota; Metazoa; Chordata; Mammalia; Lagomorpha; Leporidae. The record is from RefSeq and is a predicted model, not a curated record. The transcript has 12 exons. Gene Ontology annotation, molecular function: dTDP-glucose 4,6-dehydratase activity. The coding region runs from base 234 to 1169 and encodes 311 amino acids.